AGCAGCGGCGGACUUGGUUACAUUUGUAUCAGAGAUGAGAGACGGAAGCGGGUGGGCGACGGGACGGGCUUUGAGGUCGCCGCGCUAUUGCGCAUUCCGUGCGCAAAUGCGCUGCGCCGCCGCGGUGCGCCAACACUGUGCGCCCACGGAUACAUGGGGUGAUUUAAUUUAAAAAAAAUUAUAUAAAUGAUCAGUGAUUGUUUUUACACGUGUUAAUCAUACGCACAAGCUCGAACUGGCUGGUGCGCAGAUGGACGAGUGCUGACAUGUCUGCCAACCACCACAGUUACCUCCUAAAGCAGUUGGACCAGCAGCGGCGCCAGGAGCUGUUCUGCGACUGCAACGUUCUAGUAGGUGGACGCCUUUUCCGGGCGCACCGUAACGUCUUAUUCGGAAGCAGCGGCUACUUCCGCAUGCUGUUGUCUCAGGGUGCAAGGGACAGCCUGGAGCCUGCGAGGGCCUCGUUCGAUGCCUUCGCCCCUGAUACCUUUGCCACAAUUCUAGACUUUGUAUACUCGGGCCACCUAGCUCUGGACAGCACAAAUGUGAUUGAGGUGAUGUCUGCUGCCAGCUACCUGCAGAUGGACAACGUUAUCGCUUACUGCAAGGCCUUCAUAGAGUCCUCACUAGAGAUCAGCACCAAGGAGGCGACCGAGGACACCCAGCCUCCUCAGAGCAUCAUGUGGGAACGCCAGGACGACGGAAAGGAUGAUGAUGAGUACGAGGCAGAGGUGAUGAGCGAACAGAGCUCGCAAUGCCAAUCGGUUCUAGAGACGAGCUUAAAGGAGGAGCAGGUGACACCUUUCGAUGGCGUUUCUGAGCCCAGGAGGAGAGGAACCAGGAAAAGAUCGGCCACUCAUCGGUACACCCCAGAUGACAGUUCACCAAUCGACCUCCAAAGGGCACCAGCGGGAACACAGAAAGCAGACGAGCUUUAUGCUACCCUGCCGACCAUCAUAGGAGUCAUGGGGGUUUUUAAUAAAGACUCCACCCCCACAAUGCGCUUUAAGUGCCCGUUCUGCACACACACGGUUAAGAGGAAGGCGGAUCUCAAGAGACACCUGAGGUGCCACACGGGUGAGAGGCCCUACCCAUGCCAGGCCUGCAGUAAACGCUUCACACGUCUCGAACACCUGCGUAGCCACUUUGAGACGAUCCACCAGGCGCGUAAGCUGGUAUGCCGGAAGUGUAAGCGUCACGUGACCGAGCAGAACAGCCGCGUGGUGUGCGAGGGAUCACGUCGAUACCGCCUCUGUGAAGUGUGCCUUCAGGAGAGCGGCCUGGUGGCACGUGAAGGCUCCGACACCAACACGGAGGAGCCGGGUCUUCUGCUGGGGGUGGAAGAGGAACUGGAGGGAAACCACAACUCCUCAUGGGGGAUGGAGGACGAGGAUGACCUCGCUGAGGAUUCAGGAACUGACCUCAUCAUUCAGGAAGUCGAGGACAGCGACGAGGAGCCGAGCGCGAAGUGACACUGGCGUUCGCACACAGCGCGUGCGUUUGUGUGAGAGCAAUUCUUUUGCGCCAUUUUUGCGUCUUUUAAUCAGAAGAAGAAAGUUCUAUAAAUGUAUAAUUGUAUUAUAAACAAGAAAAGUAUGUAAAUAGUUUAUUUCAAUAUUAUACUCUGUUAAAUUAUUUCUUCUUGCGUCUUAUAUGAUGCAGCAAAUCUUAGCAACCUAAUAUUUUGGCAAAAUAAGUGAGAGUUUCGUACAUUUUCCCACAACGUAUGACAUGACUUUCUUUUAGCGGUUCCUUUGCCAGAUAUUUUAGACGGUUGUAAAGAUUCCUAAUGAUCUUGAAUUCUUUAGUGUUACAUUUUAUUUUGUCAGGGCGACUUUCUUCACAUCACUGUUCGAAAAAUCAAGCAUCAUUUCUUUCCCUUCAUGUGUCAUGUACAGUUUUAUGGAAAUGAAUACACUUUGCACUUCUCUAUCAAUCUUUAUUAUUAUUAUUAUUAUUAUUAUUAUUAUUAUUAUUAUUAUGUUGCUCAGUAAGACAAUGGUCACAUCUUAUUUUUACUUUUUUAUAAAUAAAAAUAUGCAUUUAUUAUUACAUUUGCUAUAAAGCUAAAUUAAAUUGUUACUAAAGCAA
This is a messenger RNA of Silurus meridionalis, 2091 nucleotides long. RefSeq names its product zinc finger and BTB domain containing 8A (gene zbtb8a). The transcript has 4 exons. The record is from RefSeq and is a predicted model, not a curated record. Gene Ontology annotation, molecular function: DNA-binding transcription factor activity, RNA polymerase II-specific; RNA polymerase II cis-regulatory region sequence-specific DNA binding; protein binding. Bases 267 to 1472 code for a protein of 401 amino acids. Lineage: Eukaryota; Metazoa; Chordata; Actinopteri; Siluriformes; Siluridae. Gene Ontology annotation, biological process: regulation of transcription by RNA polymerase II.